This is a messenger RNA of Xiphophorus couchianus (Monterrey platyfish), 1242 nucleotides long. RefSeq lists its product as uncharacterized. The coding region runs from base 88 to 930 and encodes 280 amino acids. The record is from RefSeq and is a predicted model, not a curated record. Lineage: Eukaryota; Metazoa; Chordata; Actinopteri; Cyprinodontiformes; Poeciliidae. The transcript has 2 exons.
GCCGAUAAUUGAAAUGACGUGGAUAGUUUUAAUUUAUCGUACGAUUAAUUGAUUUAUCGUUUAUCGGGACAGGCCUAGUUAAAAGGUAUGUUAGAUUCCAAAUAUCGGCAGGGCCUAACGAUGGCUCACGGCGUUUCAAAAGCCGACGUUCUCUCCGACCGUGACGACGGUAAGGUGUUUACGUCCAACGUAUUGUUUCAAGAAAACCAAAAAUCUCUCAAGCUGGUUCUCUAUCAAGAUGCAUUUGAAGUUGUGAACCCAUUGGGAUCUGCAAAAAAAAAGCACAAGAUCUUUGCCGUUUACUUUUCUCUACUCCAUAUGCCACCCCAUGUCCGAUCAAAUACCGAUCAUAUGCAGUCGGUCUUGUUGUGUAGAGAGAAGGAUUUCAAGGAAUUUGGCCAUUCCAGAGUUUUUUCAGAACUGUUGACUGACUUGAAAAUACUAGAGGAGAAUGGGAUAACUAUGGCAGAUGAAUCAGUCGCGAAAGGAGCACCGUAUCGCAUUGCCGGAGACAACCCGGGCUCUCGCCGCAUCGGGGGUUUUACGGAAAAUGUCAGUACAUCUCAGUACUUCUGCAGAUAUUGUCUGAUUACUCGGUCUGAAUUUCAGAGUGAAAAUCCAGCUAUCAUCGGACCAGAGCGGACUCCGGAAACGUAUCGAUCUGCCACUAAACAGCUGGAAAGAGAGGAUGUGACAGAAGUGCAGGGGAUUAAGUUCAGAUACGACGGAUACACAAAAGGACAUCCACGAUGCCAUUCGAGCAGCGCUUCCUGGUCUUUCACAGGAAGUUUUGGCCGCUUUAGAGGACGUUUCGGAGAAACUCGGCACCGCAACCGCGGACGAUUUCCAGUAUAUCACCGAAGGAGACUUACAGCCUGUGCCGAAGCCCAUUCGGGCCAGAAGACCGGUCGCUGCACGGGCCCAAAAUAGUAAGUAUUUUGAGAUAAAGUCUUGUGUAACUUUAGCAUAAAAACAUGUGCUUUACACCUAACUACAGAUCCAAAUUGAAAAUGAAAGGUCAACAAAGACACAUUUCAGUCAUAUUUCAUAUGUUUGUUUAUUUGACAAGGACAACAAUGUACAGCUUCUCAUUCACACCUGGUAGUUCCUGUGCAGGGGACACACAACAGUCUGCUAGAAAAGGAAGCACUCUACAUUAACAAUUCUCUAACAUUACUUUACACAAGUAAUUUUGAUAUCACUAACACAAUUUAAAAGAUGAAAAGCCAAACCUAUGUAGUG